Calypte anna (Anna's hummingbird) is the source of this 4008-nucleotide messenger RNA. It is a transcript of the gene SCAMP1, whose product is annotated as secretory carrier membrane protein 1. The record is from RefSeq and is a predicted model, not a curated record. Bases 181 to 1200 code for a protein of 339 amino acids. Gene Ontology annotation, cellular component: recycling endosome membrane; trans-Golgi network membrane. NCBI's taxonomy places the organism in Eukaryota, Metazoa, Chordata, Aves, Apodiformes, Trochilidae. Gene Ontology annotation, biological process: protein transport. The transcript is spliced from 9 exons.
GGGGCGGCCAUUUUGGGAGGCCGUCGCUUCGUGGCUGGUCGGUGGCGGAGGGGGCGGGCUCGGGCCCGGGGCUGCAGCGGCGGGUGACAGCGGCGGGGUGGGGGGGGGCAGCAGGCCAGCCGGUGAGUGUCGGGGCAAAGAGCCGCCACCCGGGGAUCGCACCGCCCGCCUGCCCCAGCCAUGUCGGACUUCGACAGCAACCCCUUCGCCGACCCGGACCUCAACAACCCCUUCAAGGAUCCUUCUGUUACACAAGUGACAAGAAAUGUUCCUCCAGGGCUAGAUGAAUACAAUCCUUUCUCUGAUUCAAGAACACCUCCUCCAGGAAAUGUAAAAAUGCCUAAUGUACCCAGUACACAGCCAGCAAUAAUGAAACCAACAGAAGAAUCACCUGCUUACACACAAAUUGCAAAGGAGCAUGCCUUGGCCCAGGCAGAACUGCUAAAGCGACAAGAAGAACUGGAAAGAAAAGCAGCUGAACUGGAUCGCAGAGAAAGGGAAAUGCAGAGUCUCAAUCAGCAGGGGGGUAGAAAAAAUAACUGGCCACCUCUCCCUGAGAAUUUUCCAGUAGGUCCUUGUUUCUACCAGGACUUUUCUGUGGACAUUCCUGUAGAAUUCCAGAAGACAGUAAAGAUUAUGUACUAUUUGUGGAUGUUCCAUACAGUGACACUCUUUCUUAAUAUCUUUGGAUGUUUGGCCUGGUUUUACGUUGAUGCUACGCGAGGGGUUGAUUUUGGAUUGAGUAUUCUCUGGUUCUUGCUUUUUACCCCUUGUUCUUUUGUCUGCUGGUACAGACCACUUUAUGGAGCUUUCAGGAGUGACAGUUCAUUCAGGUUCUUUGUGUUCUUCUUUGUGUAUAUCUGCCAGUUUGCUGUACAUGUACUUCAAGCUGCAGGAUUUCAAAGAUGGGGAAACUGUGGGUGGAUUUCAUCUCUGACUGGUCUUAAUAAGAGUAUUCCUGUUGGCAUUAUGAUGAUAAUCAUAGCUGCACUUUUCACAGCAUCUGCUGUUAUCUCGUUAGUAAUGUUUAAAAAGGUGCACGGUCUCUACCGCACGACUGGUGCCAGUUUUGAGAAGGCACAGCAGGAGUUUGCAACGGGAGUGAUGUCCAACAAGACUGUACAGACUGCUGCAGCCAACGCUGCCUCAACAGCAGCCACCAGUGCGGCUCAGAACGCGUUCAAGGGCAACCGGAUGUAGGAGAACGGAGUCACCACGGUUCUCUUCAACUGUGCUUCAUUUUCCAGUCACUUAGGUUAUUUCCUGAAAGCCUAGAUCAAAAUUCACACAGCAUGUUUGUCUCUCCUGCAGCUGUGCAUGGGUGAAUGGGAAAUGUUUGGUUUAUUAAAAACAUUAUUUAUUUUUAAAAAUGUAAUCAUUCUUUGCCUAUCUUUAAGAUGUUGCAUUCUAGACUACAAAGCCUUCUGUAUUUUAUUGGGGAUAAAUAAUUUCAGCAAUUAGCCUGAGAAUUACUUGUGAUAUAUAAUGAUCAGAUACAAGUAUUAAGAAUUUUAAGAAGGUUUUUAGUGGUUCACUCCCAUUUUUUUUUUUCUUAACUUCAGGAAAGCACUUUGGAUCAAUUAUUUUUCUUCAUAAGGACUGUUUUCCCUAUUUCUACUGUAAGAAGUGGGGUAGACUGAUGUAGAUGUAAAAACUUAGAUUUGGCUACUGCUUUUGCAAUUUCAGCAGCUGUUGGAGGAGAAAUACAAGUAGGGUAGAUAUAAAUUCUUUUCUUGGGUUUUUUUUAGGAUAAGUCUUUUGAUAUAAACCUGUAAGUUUGCAUGAAUACUGUUGUCUGACCUUGUUUAAAUAGAGUUUUGGUCCAGAACUUAACCUGCGCCACUUUAUAAUUCUGUUGUUUGUUUGUACCUAUUUUCAUGGAGUAUUCUCUGCCUGUGAGAAAUGACAAGGGUGCACAAACAUCCUCUCUGACAGAAUGUGUAACAGUGUACAGUUUAAGGAAGUUAAUGGAUGGCUUCGAUCACAGAGCUAAAUGGUUAUAUUUUUGCUAUUUUUAAUUUCAGUAUUCAUGUAUUGGGCUAACAAUUUUGCUGGAAAAGAAACCAAUAUUGACUUUUAGAAUGCUAGUUUCUUGCCCUCCUUCCCUCUUCUAUGUGCAGUGGUAUUUUUGUUGUACUUGGGAUUUUUUUGAUUUUUUUUUGAUUUUUAAAGUGUAGAUUUGUGUUUAACAGUGGUACUUAAUCUCUAGCCCAGUUAAUCACUUUGUUUGCUGCUUGUCCAAAAUCUUAAAUAGACAGGAUUUAGUUUUCUAAUAGGAAUAUUGUCUAAAACCAAACUUUUGAAGCAAUGGCAUUUAAGAGACAUCUGAAUUCAUUUUAACAUUGACUCAGCCAUCUCUGGUUUGUGACUUAAGCUGGGGAUAAAAAACUUUUAAACUAUUUUGAGUUGGAAAAGUGAGAAGUAGUCAUCUUUAAUGAAGUUAGUUUUUAACUCAUAGAGCUGGAGUCCUAGGAUGUUAAAUUGUUGCUGUGGAACUGAACAAUCCAAAAUGGUACAUAAUAUCAUAAUGUUCUAGAAUAUAAUUAGGUCUUAGUGUAACAUCAUGUUUCGUUUCUCUUCUUUGAAGACUAUUUAUAUUCCUCGAUUGCCUCCUAAGUCUUAUGCACAAAGCUUGGGCUGUUUAUGCAAACUCUCUUUUAGGAAAUGAAAUCGGGAAGGACCACAUCCAGCAACCUUAAGAGUAUACACUGUGGCUGAAAUUAAUUCACCUCUCAAGGUGAAUUACCUUCCAUACAAAAGCAUAAAAUUCUGAAGCCCUUCCAUUGGCUUGAAUGUGUACCAGCUUUCACAGAUGCUUUUUCACUACAUGUGUUCAUAAUAGAAGAAGAGCAUUACAAAAAAUAAACCCCCUGACUUAAUCGCUGGAUCUGUAUUGUAGUGCUAGUGUGAAGUCCCUGUUAGUCUCCUUUCUUUUACUAAGUUCUUUAAAUCCAGCUUGAAUUUCAAUAAAUAUUAUAGUUUCAUUUAUGCUGAAGUUCAUAAUAAUGAAUAUACUUGGGUCUGAGUGUUCUCUAUAUAACUGAAUUAAAAAUAAUUUAAUAUUCUGUGUAAUAGCUCUAAAAUUUCAUACCAGCAGACAUGCUAGCAUUGAACUUAAAUUUGUGUGGAACAUUAUUCAAAGCUUUCCAGAUGAAUGCCACCUUUUCCUGUUGAGAUCAGGCAUCCUUCUUACAGGGUUAUUCUUUUCAUAUUCUUUUAAAUUUAACUUGAGGGUUUUAUCUAGAAACUCUGCUCUGGAUUGCUUUUAAAUCUAAAUCUAAGCAAUUCUCUGUCUCUUGGAUAGGAAUCCCAGGGACAUCACUGUUGCAACUUGAAGAUUGCUUAAUAAUGUACAUUAACUCAAUAUUAUGAAAAAAAACCAAACCAAAACACCAAGGGAUAAAACUUAAUUUUGGCAGAUAGAUGUUUUUUUUCCCCAAAUAUGUUUAAGGGCUCUUUGAGAAAGCAUACCUAAUGUUCUGAAUACAGUGCUGAUUUCUAAUGUCAUGGGUGAAACGUACAGAUUAAACCAUCUUCAUGAAAUUCGAGGUGUGAUUACACAUAAAUCGUUUAAACCAGAAACCUCUGACACUUUGCGGCCCAGAAGGGAGGGAGGAGUUUUGAGUUUAGCUUUGACAACAGAAGGCUGGUAUUUGUUAAAAUAUUUUAUACCUAACAGAAGCUCAAUUUUACAAUCUCUUAUUAAGUACAGUAUGGUGCCCACUUAAGUUGUCAUUUUAUAGUAUGGUGGCAAACUGAGUACAAAGGAUAAAGUUUCAACACUGGAAUGUCAGUCAUUGAUCUGUAAUUCAGGAGUUGGUUUUAUUUAUCUGAGGGAUGUUUGUAUAUUUUGUAAAAUACUAACAAUGCUCUACCAUUCUGGUGAAUGUCAUGGUGCUGUACAAAUGCACUUCUGUCCCUCCGUUGCAUGUCUGAGUAGUUCACAAGUUUUGUAUAUUUAUUGUAUUAACAGAGUGUCAUAGAAUAAAAGAAGACUUUUUUCCUGGG